AUGUACAAACCUCCUUGCGCCUUUGCAUGCCGCGAUGCAAUCUCUGGCGCAACUUUGAACUGCUCGACUACCGGUUCAGACGACAUGGGCGGCAUGUCUGGAAUGUCGAUGAGCGGCAUGGUGAUGACAGACCCGAGCUGCUACGCUACCGACGACGCAUUUCUGCAGACACUUGCUUGGUGUGUCUCGAUUCGUUGCAAAAACAUGCCCACUUGGAAGCUCGAGAAGUUCUGGCAAGAGAACGUGGCCGGCACAGAAGCCGUUCAGCCGGACCCGAAGGAGACAUACCAACAGGCGCUGGAGAAGAUCAGCGGUACUCCAACUGCUUUAUACAACGCCACUGGGUCUCUGAAUCAAACGAGCCUGGUAUCCGAAGACCUUUGGUUUGCGGCUUACAAUACCGAUACGAUCUUUGAAAAUCAAGAAAGCCAACAGGAAGGAUUUGGUCUGAUAAUACUCCUCUCAGGCGUUGUCAUCCCCAUCGCCGUCUCGCUCCUACGCUUUGUCCCCUUUCCGACAGCUUGGCGCACCAAGUUCAACGCGUUGAUCAUCGACCCACCUCUAUUUGGCCACCGUCAUGACACACCCGUCUUCUUUGGACUUGCUCUCAUGCCAAAGCGUGGACAAGCUCUCUUCAUAUUAUACUUCAUAGUCAUUAACACCGUACUAUCAGCAGUCAACUAUCAGUACGCCGACCCCAACACUUGGUAUCCUGGCGACGGCUGGCGUUGGAUGUGUAUGUUAAUAUCCAACCGUCUUGGACUGCUAAGUUUCGCCAACCUGCCGCUGGCAUUUCUGUACGCCGGUCGAAACAAUCUCCUGCUUUGGGUUACAGACUGGUCCCACUCGACGUUUCUCUUGGUGCACCGAUGGAUAGCAGCCAUAGCAACCCUGCAGGCUAUCCUACAUAGCAUCAUCUACCUGGAUGUUUAUAUCAAGAAUGGCACCCACGCGACCGAGUGCCUAGAACCAUACUGGUACUGGGGUAUCAUUGCGACGUUGGGUCUGGUCGUCAUGUUUCCGUCUUCGGUCAUACCCAUCCGCAGGAAGAUCUAUGAGGCGUUCCUCGCAUGGCAUAUUGCCGUGGCUAUUCUGAUCAUCGCUGGCUGUUACUGGCACAUUGUCUUCGAGUUCAAACACCAAUGGGGUUACGAGAUAUGGAUUAUCGUGUGCAUGGCGAUCUGGGCUUUCGACCGCGUGUUUCGAGUCCUGAGACUCCUACGCCACGGCGUCAAGACAGCUGAUAUCACGGCGGUCGACUCAGAGUAUAUUCGCGUUACCGUCCCAGGUGUUUCCGCAUCUGGCGUUGCAUACCUGUACUUCCCAACUCUCACCUGGCGCAUAUGGGAGAACCACCCUUUCUCAAUUGCCUCCGGCAUCUUUUGUUUUCAACUCGCUCCCGAAUUGAAGUCGCCCAGCAAAUUGACGGCGACAUCGAAAAGAUCUCCAACAGCAGCGAUCGGGCUGCUGAUAAGAAGUCUGCAGUCAGCCACCGUCCCGUCAGCUCAUCCCAGACAUCUGACAAGCCACCCGAGAUGGGGAUCACAUUCUACAUUCGGACCCAUACAGGUUUAUCCUCACGUUUAA
Messenger RNA from Colletotrichum aenigma, 1587 nucleotides. It is a transcript of the gene freB-4, whose product is annotated as Ferric/cupric reductase transmembrane component B. Gene Ontology annotation, biological process: copper ion import; intracellular iron ion homeostasis; iron ion transport. The transcript has 2 exons. The record is from RefSeq and is a predicted model, not a curated record. Gene Ontology annotation, molecular function: ferric-chelate reductase activity. Bases 1 to 1587 code for a protein of 528 amino acids. Gene Ontology annotation, cellular component: plasma membrane. Lineage: Eukaryota; Fungi; Ascomycota; Sordariomycetes; Glomerellales; Glomerellaceae.